Chaetomium fimeti is the source of this 1254-nucleotide messenger RNA. Its product is annotated as pyridoxal phosphate-dependent transferase. The transcript has 5 exons. NCBI's taxonomy places the organism in Eukaryota, Fungi, Ascomycota, Sordariomycetes, Sordariales, Chaetomiaceae. The coding region runs from base 1 to 1254 and encodes 417 amino acids. The record is from RefSeq and is a predicted model, not a curated record.
AUGGCUGCCGCUCUGGACGUGAACGAAGUGAGGGGAAGUUUUCCCGGAUUAGCUGGAGGGAAUGUGUAUUUCGACAAUGCCGGUGGCUCUCAAACCUUGGGGGCGGUAGCUGAACGUAUCCGAGACUACCUCGUGAACACCAACGUUCAGCUCGGGGCCAGUUACGCCACUUCAAAGGAGGCCACAAAACGCUAUUAUGAGGGUUAUACUGCCGCCGCGGAGUACAUUGGUGCCUCGGCCGAGGAAGUAGCACUCGGCCCAUCCACCACCCAACUAUUCUACAACGUUUCAUACGCCUUGAACUUCGAAGAAGGCGACGAGAUCAUCGUCUCCAUCAUCGACCACGAGGCAAACAUCGCACCAUGGGUCCUCCUCGCCGAGCGCCAGAAGCUCAUCCUCAAGUGGUGGCACCCCAACAACACCACCCCCGACGCCAAAACCAACCCCAAACUCCUCGCCUCCGACCUCCCCGCCCUCCUGACCCCCAAAACCCGCCUCGUAACCUGCACACACGCAAGCAACAUCCUCGGCACGAUCCACGACAUCGGCGCCAUCAGCCGCACGGUACACACCCACAGCCCCAACGCCCUCGUGUGCGUCGACGCCGUGGCCUACGCGCCCCACCGGCAGAUCGACGUCCGCGCCCUCGGCGCCGACCUCUACGCCUUCUCCUGGUACAAGGUCUACGGCCCGCACCUGGCCAUGCUGUACGCCAGCCCGCGCGCGCUCGCCGCGCUGCGCUCCCUGGGCCACUUCUUUAAAUCGCACCGCUCCCUCGAGGAUAAGCUGGGCCUCGCCGCCGCCGGAUACGAGCUCGUGCACGCGCUGCCCGCGGUCGCGGCGUACCUGGAUGGGCGCUGGGAUGCGAUCGCGGCGCAUGAGUGUCGGCUGCAGCAGACGCUGCUCGACUGGCUGGAUGCGCGCGGGGAGGAGGUGACUGUCUAUGGUGAGCGUGGCGCUGGGGGUGGGGGUGGUGGUGAUGCUGAUGUGCGCGUGCCGACGGUGAGUUUUACGGUGCGCGGGUGGGGAUCGAGGGCGCUGGUGGAGCGGGUUGAGGCUGAGAGUAAGGGGGUGGUUGGCUUCCGGUGGGGUGGGUUCUACUCGCAGAGGUUGGUGGGCGAGGUGUUGGGGUUGGGGAAGGAAGGGGUGGUCAGGGUUAGUAUGGUGCAUUAUAACACUGUGGACGAGGUGAAGACGUUGAUUGCGUUGUUGGAGAAGGUGCUGGAUGAAAACAGUCCUCAGACGAAACUGUAA